AAAAUUUUGAUUUUAUACUUAAAUAUAUAUAUAUAUAUUAACGAAUUUUUAGCUGAAAACUCCCAAAGAAAUUAGAGUCUACGAGUCAACAAGACUUCACCAAACCUCUUCAUUAUUUCAGCUAAAAUUUACAUCACAACUAAUUAAAGACUCACCUAUACUUCACCUUCCCGAUACCCAUCUUCCAUCAUUCUUCACAAACCACAAGCCCUCCAUGACCAACAAUUUUAAUAAUAAUAAUAAUAAAAAUAAAAAUAAAAUAAAUCCCCCUUCUAUAAAACUCGUCACAAUAUCCAAAAGUUUCAUACACAAAGAAACCAACAUGGGAACAGAAACUCAAACCAUAGCCCAGAAAGAGAUCAUAUUCCGUAGCAAAUACCCCCCGGUAAAUGUCCCCGACGACGUCACCCUGCCGGAAUUCAUACUCUCCGACGUCCAACGCUACUUCGACAAAGUCGCCUUCGUCGACGCCGUCACCGGAAAAUCCUACACCUACCGCGAAGUUAACCGCGACGUCCACCGGUUCUCCAAAGCCUUGCGCUCUCUCGGCCUCCGCAAAGGCCGCGUCGUCGUCGUCCUCCUCCCCAAUGUGGCCGAGUACGCCACCAUCGCCCUCGGCAUCAUGGCCGCUGGCGGCAUUUUUUCCGGCGCCAAUCCCAACGGUCAUUCGUCGGAGAUCAAGAAGCAAGUCGAGGCUGCCGACGCAAAGCUCAUCAUCACCGAUGCAUUGACGUACCAUAAGGUUAAGGAUUUGGGCUUGCCUGUUAUAAUACAAGGCGAGGAUCACGUCGAGGGUACGAUAAAUUGGAAUGAGCUCCUCGAGGCCGCCGAGCGAGCCACCACCGGCGCCGUCGAAGAAAAAGUUCAACAAACGGAUAUUUGCGCCCUCCCUUUCUCGUCGGGCACGACGGGUCUUUCCAAGGGCGUGAUGUUGACGCACCGUAACCUCGUGGCGAACCUUUGCUCGUCCCUCUUCAGUGUCGGCCCCGAGCUGAUCGGACAAGUCACCAUACUCGGCUUGAUCCCGUUCUUCCACAUCUACGGCCUCACCGGAAUUUGCUGCGCCACCAUCCGCAACAAGGGAAAGGUCGUCGUGAUGCACCGCUACGAUCUCCGACUCUUCCUCGACGCACUCAUCACGCACGAGGUCACGUUCGCGCCCAUCGUCCCGCCGAUCAUAUUAGGCCUCGUCAAGAAUCCGAUCGUCGACGAAUUCGAUCUCUCCAAGCUCAAGCUAAGAUCCGUCAUGACGGCAGCGGCCCCUCUCGCGCCGGAGAUUCUCAACGAGUUCGAGAAAAAGUUCCCCGGCGUUCAAGUUCAAGAGGCCUACGGAAUGACCGAGCAUAGCUGCAUAACGUUAACUCACGGCGACCCGAGCAAGGGACACGGAAUCGCGAAGAAAAAUUCCGUCGGGUUCAUUCUUCCGAAUUUGGAAGUGAAGUUCAUCGAUCCGGAGACCGGAAGCACGCUUCCGGCGAACACACCGGGAGAAAUUUGUGUCCGGAGCCAGUGUGUAAUGAAAGGAUAUUACAAGAACGAAUACGAGACGAGCCUCACCAUCGACGAUGACGGAUGGCUUCACACCGGCGACAUUGGCUACAUCGACGACGAUGGGGACAUGUUCCUCGUGGAUCGGAUCAAAGAGCUUAUCAAAUACAAAGGCUUCCAGGUCGCGCCGGCUGAGCUCGAGGCGAUACUUCUUACACACCCUUCGAUCGAAGAUGCUGCCGUUGUCGGGUUACCGGACAAAGAAGCCGGGGAGAUACCGGCGGCGAGCGUUGUAAUGAACGAGAAAGCAAAAGAGAAAGAAGAAGACAUAAUGAAGUAUGUUGCAAACAACGUUGCAAGUUACAAAAAAAUUAGGGUUUUGCAGUUUGUGGAGGCUAUUCCCAAAUCUCCUUCGGGGAAGAUCAUGAGAAGACUCAUUAAAGAAAAUAUGCUCAAGAAUACUAAUUAAUAAUAAUAAUUAACAUCUUAAUUAAUUUCAUACUCAUUUCUUGCAAUAAUUUAGGAAUAAUCUAUAUAAUAUCAUGUCCUCAAUUAUUACAUUAUUUUAG
This is a messenger RNA of Andrographis paniculata, 2057 nucleotides long. RefSeq names its product 4-coumarate--CoA ligase-like 1. Lineage: Eukaryota; Viridiplantae; Streptophyta; Magnoliopsida; Lamiales; Acanthaceae. Gene Ontology annotation, molecular function: long-chain fatty acid-CoA ligase activity. The transcript has 7 exons. Gene Ontology annotation, biological process: fatty-acyl-CoA biosynthetic process. The record is from RefSeq and is a predicted model, not a curated record. The coding region runs from base 215 to 1957 and encodes 580 amino acids.